CGGGGGCGGGCCGCAAGUGGGUUGCGGCAGACCGGUAGGCUCGGUUGGCGGCCCGCCCCGGGGCCUCCUCCAGACUGCUUUAAGGCGAAAAAGGCCCGACGGGGUCGUCGUUGUCUCACGUCCUGAACCCCGUUCCCCGCGUCUUCCGCGGGGCUGUCCGGGACGAGCGGGUGUCGAGAGUGCGGCGGGCCUGGUCAGGGAGGGGCCGCCUUAGCGCCAGCUCCCAUCACCGCCCCCGCGCCUUGCGGAGGAGCGAAACUCUGGUUGGCUUGUUUUCCAAUCUUACUUUGGUUCUUUCAUUUUAAAAAAGUCUCGACCUCCCACCGCCGGGCACUGUCCCGAGAGCUAACCGAGGCUGUGAGUGUUUGGGAACCAGGCCCGCUCGGCGGCCGCAGUUCGGGCGUCCCACCUCUGCACGGCCCGUCGGGCGCUGCGGCCCCGGCAGCACGCGGAGAUGAGGAGCAGGAGCAAUUCCGGGGUCCGCCUGGAUGGCUACGCGCGGCUGGUGCAGCAAACCAUCCUGUGCUACCAGGGUUUACGUAUUAUUUUUACCCUUGAUGAGGUGGCCUUCAUCCAGAAUCUUGUUUUUUACAUAGAAGCCGCAUAUAAAGUCGCUGAUUAUGGAAUGUGGGAACGGGGAGAUAAGACUAAUCAGGGCAUUCCAGAAUUGAAUGCAAGCUCUGUAGGGAUGGCCAAGGCAGCUCUUGAGGCAAUUGAUGAACUGGACCUUUUUGGAGCCCACGGAGGACGCAAGUCCGUGAUCCACGUCCUGCCUGAUGACGUCGAACACUGCCAGUCUAUUCUGUUCUCCAUGCUGCCAAGAGCAUCAACAUCUAAGGAGAUUGACGCUGGACUUCUUUCCAUUAUCUCUUUCCCGGCCUUUGCAGUGGAAGAUGUGAACCUCGUGAAUGUGACCAAAAAUGAAAUUAUUUCCAAGCUCCAGGGCCGUUAUGGAUGCUGUCGCUUCCUUCGAGAUGGUUAUAAAACCCCAAGAGAGGACCCAAACCGAUUACAUUAUGACCCUGCUGAGCUCAAGCUCUUUGAAAACAUUGAAUGUGAAUGGCCUGUGUUCUGGACGUAUUUCAUAAUAGAUGGGGUCUUCACGGGAGAUGCCGUUCAGGUGCAAGAAUACCGAGAGGCCCUGGAGGGAGUAUUAAUCAGAGGCAAGAACGGGAUCCGCCUGGUGCCAGAACUGUAUGCCAUCCCGCCCAACAAGGUUGACGAAGAGUAUAAGAAUCCCCACACAGUGGACAGAGUCCCUCUGGGGAAGCUGCCCCAUCUGUGGGGUCAGUCCCUGUACAUCCUCAGCUCGCUGUUGGCAGAGGGAUUCCUUGCCACCGGGGAAAUCGAUCCCUUAAACAGAAGAUUUUCCACUUCCGUCAAACCUGACGUUGUAGUACAAGUUACUGUUCUGGCAGAAAACAACCACAUUAAGGACUUGCUGAGAAAACACGGGGUAAACGUCCAGAGUAUUGCUGACAUUCAUCCAAUCCGAGUCCAGCCAGGCCGGAUUCUUAGUCACAUAUAUGCCAAGCUUGGACGGAAUAAGAAUAUGAAAUUGAGUGGGCGACCGUAUCGGCACAUUGGCGUCCUUGGAACAUCUAAGCUAUAUGUGAUUAGGAACCAAAUCUUUACUUUCACACCCCAGUUCACCGACCAGCAUCACUUCUACCUGGCCCUGGACAAUGAGAUGAUCGUGGAGAUGCUGAGGAUCGAGCUGGCCUACCUGUGCACCUGCUGGCGGAUGACGGGCAGACCCACGCUCACCUUCCCCAUCACCCACACCAUGCUCACAAAUGAUGGCUCAGACAUUCAUUCUGCAGUUCUUUCUACAAUUAGAAAACUAGAGGAUGGAUAUUUUGGAGGAGCCAGAGUAAAAUUAGGGAGCCUUUCGGAAUUUCUUACCACGUCUUUCUACACAUAUCUGACCUUCCUGGAUCCAGACUGUGAUGAGAAGUUGUUUGAUGAUGCCAGCGAAGGGAGCUUCAGUCCCGAUUCAGAUUUGGGAGGGUAUUUGGAAGACACCUAUAAUCAAGUUACAGAAAGCGAAGAUGAACUUGACCAGUAUAUCAACCACCUCCUACAAAGCACAUCCUUGAAGUGCUAUCUGCCCCCUCUUUGUAAGAAGACAGAAGACAGCCAUGUUUUCAGUGCCAUCCACUCCACCCGGGAUAUACUUUCCGUGAUGGCAAAAGCAAAGGGUUUGGAAAUUCCAUUUGUUCCCAUGACUUUGCCAACUAAAGUUCUGAGUGCCCACCGUAAAUCACUAAAUCUUGUUGAUUCUCCUCAGCCACUCCUAAAAAAGGUAAAGUAUUUAGAAUCCCUUUUUUUUUUUUAAGUGUAAUGUUUUUCAAUGCUGGUGUAGUCCUAAGAACUCUUUUACAUGGUUGAACUU
Molecule: messenger RNA, 2395 nt
Organism: Leptonychotes weddellii (Weddell seal)
Lineage: Eukaryota; Metazoa; Chordata; Mammalia; Carnivora; Phocidae
Source: RefSeq, a predicted model, not a curated record